This is a messenger RNA of Lycium barbarum (goji berry), 2680 nucleotides long. RefSeq names its product protein SMAX1-LIKE 3-like. The record is from RefSeq and is a predicted model, not a curated record. Lineage: Eukaryota; Viridiplantae; Streptophyta; Magnoliopsida; Solanales; Solanaceae. The coding region runs from base 286 to 2508 and encodes 740 amino acids. The transcript has 3 exons.
UGUAUUACUUCUACUAUGUUCUUCUCUCUCUACACAAUCCUAGAAUAGAUUUCACCUUUGGUAUAACUUUGCAAAGGCUUCUUAUUAGGGUUUUCUUGAGUUCUUGGAUCUCUUCUUCAAUUCCGCUCAACCACAUCACAAACUAUCUUAGUUUCUUCUAGCUACUUUCUGUUUUUUGCAACUCCUAACCUAGUACACAUGAAAGCAAGAUUAUUUUCACUCCCUUAAUCCUACAACUUUCCUACUACUUUCAUCCUUCUUUGAAACUGAAUAUUCAUCAAAAAUAUGAGAACAGGAGGCUGCACGAUACAACAAGCUCUAACAAUAGAAGCAACAAGUGUUGUCAAACAAGCUGUUACACUUGCGAAACGGCGCGGCCAUGCCCAAGUAACACCCCUCCAUGUAGCAAGCAACAUGCUCUCUUCUUCAAAUGGCAUAUUCAAAACAGCUUGCCUUCAAUCUCAUUCUCAUCCUCUCCAAUGCAAAGCCCUAGAGCUUUGCUUCAACGUGGCACUCAAUCGUCUUCCUGCUUCGUCUUCUAGUCCCAUGUUAUUGGGCCAACAAUAUCAUCAUCAUCAUCAUCAUCAUUCUCAGUAUCCUUCCAUCUCUAACGCGCUUGUUGCUGCCUUCAAGCGAGCCCAAGCCCACCAAAGGCGGGGCUCGAUUGAGAAUCAGCAACAACCUCUUUUAGCUGUAAAAAUAGAACUUGAACAACUUAUCAUUUCUAUUUUAGAUGAUCCUAGUGUUAGUAGAGUCAUGAGGGAAGCUGGUUUUGAUAGUACUCAAGUUAAAACCAAUGUUGAACAAGUUGUUUCUUUAGAACUUUGCUCUCAGAAUAAUCCUUCUCCUAAGCCUAAAGAAAAUAGUAAAAUAAGUCCGUUUCCAAUUAAACAUGAGGAUGUGAUGAGUGUAGUGGAAAGUUUAAUGAACAAAAGAAGGAGAAAUAUUGUGAUGGUUAGUGAAUGUGUUGAUAAUUUAGAAGGUGUGAUUAAAGGGGUGAUGAAUAAAAUUGAAAAUAGAGAUGUGCCUGAUGAUUUGAAGGAAAUUAAGUUCAUAAGCUUACCACUUUCAACUUUUGGUAAUAUCCAAAGAGAAGAAGUUGACCAGAGAAUAGGAGAGUUGACUUGUCUUAUUAAGAGUUUAGUAGCAAAAGGAGUUGUUUUGUACUUAGGUGAUCUUAAAUGGAUCGCUGAUUAUAGAGCUAAUUAUGGGGAAAGGAGAAUUAUUAGCUACUAUUGUUCUGUGGAGCACAUGAUUAUGGAAAUUGGGAGAUUGGUAUGUAGUUUUGGUGAAAUUGAGAAAUUUUGGCUAGUGGGAAUUGCAACAUUUCAAACUUACAUGAGAUGCAAAAGUGGUAACAAUUCAUUGGAAUCUGUUUGGGGCCUGCAUCCUGUUACCGUACCUGGUGGAAGUUUGGGCCUCAGUCUCAACCCUGACAGUGAUACACAAAUUGAACUUAGAAGUAAGACAUCUGAAGGUGAAUUCUCAUGUGGAGAGGAAAAGCAACUGACUUGCUAUUGUAACAGUGAAUCUACAUUGUCAAAUAUACCUUCAUGGCUUAAAGAUGAGAGGCAAAAAAAAUACUAUACUACUUCAAAUAAUCAUCAUGAUCAGAACUGUGUAUCAGUCAAAGAUCUGCACAAGAAGUGGAAUAGUACAACAUGCAAUUUGCCAUUUUGGGCCAAUAGAAAAACAUGUGAGACAAUUUCAAGUACCCCUAAUUCUGCAUCUAAUUCAAGUGAUUUGAUCAUUGAGAUGGACUGUUCUGUUCCAAAGUUCAAAGAGUUCAAUUCUGAAAACUUGAACAUUUUAUCCAAUGCAUUGGAAGUAAUUGUCCCAUGGCAAAAGGAAAUUAUUAUUCAAGAAAUUGCUGCAACAAUAUUGCAAUGCAGGUCCAGAAUGAUAAGAAGAAAAGAAAAAUCUUUAACUAAUGAGGGAAAAGAAGAAACUUGGCUAUUUUUCCAAGGUCCUGAUGUUCAUGCCAAGGAGAAAAUUGCUAGAGAAUUGGCCAAUAUUGUGUUUGGAUCAUACUCGAAUUUCGUGUCGAUUGCUAUGAGCAAUUUUUGUUCUAAUUUAAGGAACAAAAGGUCAAGAGAUGAACAGUUUUGGAGCUACGUUGAUAAAUUUGCUCAAGCAAUUUCUUCUAAUUCUCAUUGUGUUUUCUACUUAGAGGAUUUGGAGGAAAUUGACUAUUCUUCUCUAAGGGGAAUCAAGAAGGCUAUUGAAAGAGGAUCAGUUACUAAUUUAAACGGUGAAGAAGUGAGUCUUGAUGAUGCUAUUAUUAUUUUGAGUUGUGAGAAUUUUGGUUCUAAGUCAAGAGCUUGUUCACCUAAUGUGAAGCAAAAAUGUGACGAAACUACAAGUCCUUGUGUUUCUUUGGAUUUGAAUCUCUCUAUUGAUGAUCAAUAUGGGAGUGGUGAAGAUUUGUCAAUUGAUGAUGAUAUUGGGAUUCUUCAAAGUGUUGACAAAUGCAUUUGUUUCCAAAAUUCAAGAACUAUAGUAGAAUAGGUUAUAUUAUUAUGUUUGAUGAGAUGACUUAAUUUCUUCACUUUUCUUUGUUGGUUUUUUUUUUCUCUCUUUUCAAAUAGUAGGUCAAAGAGUUCUGACCCCUCAAUUUUCCUGUACUAAAGUUUUGUAAAUUGAACUUCCAAUACAGGUCCUUAGUGCUAGUUUUCUUCUC